AAGCAGCGCGUUCUUUGAAAGAAAACGAGAAAUAUGAGUGAAUUAAUUAAAAUAUUUAAGAAGUUGAAUGAAUAUUUUAUAGUAAAUUUAGUGUGGGAGGAAGUAGAAGAGAUCUUAGAAAAUGUACAGCAAAAUAAAGUUACACCACACAGCAAUAAUACAGAUGGCCAACUCAAUCAAGCUAUGAUCAAAUUUAUUAGUAUUCCUUUGGUGCAACGAGCUGCAUUAGAUGAUCAAAUUGCUUCCACCUUAAUGGAAUUAUGUGCUACACUACGCAAUAUACGUAGCGAAUCUGAGUCAAGUUAUGACAACACUUUCGACUGUUGGGAUCAAGUUGUUAAGGUAGCACCUAGAGAUGGUUAUUUGGCAUUUAUAUAUACAUUGGCUGCAUUAAUACAAAUCGAUGGAACGUCUCAAGUUUAUAUUAAACUUUCAAUAUUAGCUGUGAAUGCAUAUUUUCUUUCUCUUACGAUACCCGGAGCCAAGGGUUUUCAUAUUUUUGAGGAGGAAAUAAUUAAACAUUGUUUACAGGUGUUUAGUUUAAUAGAACGCAUACAGAAUCCAAAUGUUUUGUCGCGUAUGUCACGAAAUGAACCGAUACAAGUGUGGUUGCAAUUUACCACAUUGUGUGAUGAUUUAAAGUUAGUGCUACGUUAUGUGCACUUUAACGAUCAUAAGGAAGCAAGGGAUGUGAUUUUGAAGAAGUUAAUAGACACACAGUAUUUAAAUCAUGAGAGGGGUUAUGCUAAUAUGUAUGCCGCAAAUUUACACCUAAAAUGUUUCGAAAUAUACGAAGAAAUGAUAAAUGCGCACAAUGGAGAACCCGAGCAGACACUUAUGAAACUAAUGAAUAUGACCGUAUUCCUGCACACUUAUCCAGCUAAACCAAAAUCAAACAAUCAAACCAAUAUAAAUUCAGACUGUGAGCACAUAUCAGAUUGGUUUAUAAAGUCCAUAUCCAAAUAUCCACGUUUAUUGGUGAAAGUUUUAAAAUUCUACAUCGAAUGUAUUGUCACAAAUCCCCACAGGACCUGGAAAACCGAACAGACUCAAAAAGCUUUAGAAUAUGCCGCCAAAUACGAUGCUGCCCUAUUCACCAAAUGUAACGAAUCCUGUGUAGAAUUUCUCUGUGAGGCGGUAUAUGCCGAUGAGGUGAUGAUAAGAUCCCGAGCUAUAGAUUUAAUGUCGAAAAUUCUACAAUUGGAGUCACAAGUUGAUUGGCAAAUGUUUCGCCAUGAAGUGUCAGCGAUACCACGUGAAAUACACUUAAUUAAAGAGCUAAUUGAUAGUUUAAAAGAUCAAAAUAACAAUAUUAAAUUAAAGUCGGUGCAAGCUCUACACAUGGCCUUGACUAAAGGCUCACCCAAUACUCGUAAAAUUUUAAGCGAAUGCUUAAAGUACACACAAUUUUGUGAUACAAAUGUUAAGUUGCCGGACGAACCUAGAGUGCAGAAAAAUGAGAUACGUUACGAGAAGCCGAAUAGUCAAAAGGCGGAAUACUCUUUUCAGGGUCAUGGUAUAAUAGAAUUGGCAUUUCUUAAUUUACCCUCUAACGUGUUUACACAGAUCUAUCAAAGUCCUUUGUCGUAUAUAAGAAGGGCUGGUAUUAUGUUUAUGGAACAAUUGGUUAAAUUAAAUCCUUUGAUAAUAUUUAACACUAAUUUUGUAGAGGAAACAUCACGUUUGGUAGAGGAACCUACGGCCUUGGUACGUAAGCAAACCUUAUUGUCUGUUGAUGCUGUUUUGGAAUCAUAUCCCAAUUGCUUUCCAGUUAUAUGGAUUUGGUGUAAAGUUAUUACACCCAUGUUACACGAUGGCGAUCACAAAAAUAUUGAAGUUGCCAUGGAGUGCUUUCGUUGUAGGGUCUUAAUGAAUAUGAAAAGUAUAGAAGAAACCAAUAAAGCUGAACAUUUUAUGCCUUGGGUGAUAAUAAGAACCUUGUUGUCCACCCAAUCGCGAUUUUAUUUACAAAAUUGCUUUCAUUUGGCUUUACAGCAACGUAUAAUAAGUCCCCAAAUUGUAGGUAUUAUUGAAUCUCAUUUACUCACCUCGAAUUCUACAGAAGCCUGGAUUGUACUGAAUUUUAUAUGUGACAAAGUUAAGAGUAAAGAACCUGAUGCUUUGAUACAUCAUUUUAUUACUCUCGAAUCGUGGAAUAAAGAGCAAAAUAUGCUUAUAGCUUUGGAGGUUUUAGCCAAUUGUAUUAAAGAUUUUUCUCAUACUGCCCUCAACCAUGCCUUCACUCAUUUACUGACUCAACUCAAAGAAGGCAAAAUGUUACCUAUAAUUAUAGGCAAAGCCUUUGAUUUUCUACUACUUAUAGAUAAUAGAUCACAAAAUACAGGCAAAUCAAAAAAUAAUACAAAUCAAAAUAAAGGAAAUGAAGUAGUGUGGGUAACAGAAUUACAUCAACAUUUAGAAUAUGAAAUUUUAAUGGGUAUCAACAAUUUUCCCGAUAAUCGUAAUACAUUUAUGUCGCAUUUAUAUGCCUACUCGGAGGUAAAUUUACAGACACGCCUUAGACCCCAACAAACUAUUAUAUCCUUUAUACAUAAAUACAUGGAUGCAUGCAGCAAAAUAAAGGAAAAUGAAAUGCAUUUGGAAAAUGAACGUCUCUUCAAUUCGAUGAUUUUAAUUGCUGGUCGUUUAGCUCUAAGAGAUGGUUGUGUGGCCUCGACCACAUGCGCUCUAUAUGCUAAUAUUUUGAGUAACUACGAUAGGCCACCCGUAGUAAAUACCAUCAUAGUGGCUUUAACAGAUUUGUGCAAAAAACAUACACAAAUUGUGGAACGCAUUGUGGGCAGAGUUUUGCGUAAACUUAAGUCCCCGUAUGAAGUAAAUCGCAUGGAAACUUUUAAAUGUUUUGAAAAACUCGUGCUGCAGGAUCAAUUAAAACUAAGAGGCUCAUUAUUAUUAGCCUUAUUAGCUACUCUGUUGGAUGAAAGUGAGGAUAUAGCUGCUAGGGCAGGCGAUUUUUUUGCUGAAUUUUUGUCCAAGAAAAAUCCAGCUCUAUUUCAGAAAUGUUUAAUAGAAUGUCCUUUUGUUUUUAAUGAAUAUAAGAACUUUGAUGGUUUGGAUAGCUUCUCGGAGGCUUUUAUAAAAUCUCCCUUGAAGGGGGAAGUCCAACGUAAGUGCCGUCAACAGUUGUAUGGCCAUCUAAUGACUGAUAUGGAUGAUAUAAAUAUGAUAUUAUAUUUUGGUCAAUUAAAACUCAUUGCUGAAAAAUCCAAAAAUGAUCCCUUAAUAAAAACUCCCGAGGGAAUAGCUCUCAUUAAAGAUGUUUUAUACAUACUGAAAAGAGUUUGUCAACUAACUAAAGAACAAAAAUUGAAUACGGAAAAUAGUGAAACGGAAAAUAAACAAGAUGAUGAUGCUUUGGCAGAAAUUAAUGAACUCACAGAAGCCACAGCAGACGGCAACAAUAAAGGAGCAACAACAAAUAAAACUGCCACCGCUGGCACAGGUGUUGGAAGAGGCAAACGAAAACGAGAAAUAACCAUGCCUGAAGCACUUACACUUUUAGAAAAAUCUUUAAUUUUCAUACCAACCAUUUACAAAAAUAUCGAUUCCUAUGAUGACAGCAUAAACAAAUCAUUCGAUGAUUUAUGUAAAGCUUUAGCUAAACGUUUUACCAAUCUGGUGGACUAUGCUCAACCUGCAGAAUUUUGGAAUAAAUAUCGAACCGCCAAAGUAGCAACAAAUAACAAAAGUAAAAAACAAACAAAACGAAAGACACCCAAGAAAAAGAAACGUAAAAUUAAAACAGAUACCGAUGAUGAGGACGAAGAUGAUGAUGAAGAAGACGAUGAUGAGUUUGAAAAUGAGUUGGACGAUGAAUUUUUAGGACCAGAGAAAAAGUCAAAUCAAAAAAAGUGUAACGAAGACUCUGAUUCGAGUGAGACUGAAGAUGAGCCCUUAGUGAAAAGAUCUAAGAAGAAGGGAAUUGUUUGUACAGAACCAUCUAUGGAUUAUAUAUUUAAACCAAAUAUUUAAAAUGCAUGUAAGCAUACAAUUUGUUUAAAAGAGAUUUAUAUUGCUAGUUUUUUAAUUUAAAACUUUUAUCUCAAAAGGUGAUAUUUUUGCUU
This is a messenger RNA of Calliphora vicina (urban bluebottle blowfly), 4085 nucleotides long. It is a transcript of the gene Cap-D3, whose product is annotated as Chromosome associated protein D3. The coding region runs from base 34 to 3993 and encodes 1319 amino acids. Lineage: Eukaryota; Metazoa; Arthropoda; Insecta; Diptera; Calliphoridae. Gene Ontology annotation, molecular function: histone binding. Gene Ontology annotation, biological process: mitotic chromosome condensation; meiotic chromosome condensation. The transcript is spliced from 9 exons. Gene Ontology annotation, cellular component: condensin complex; condensed chromosome, centromeric region. The record is from RefSeq and is a predicted model, not a curated record.